Molecule: messenger RNA, 3587 nt
Organism: Trichoplusia ni (cabbage looper)
Lineage: Eukaryota; Metazoa; Arthropoda; Insecta; Lepidoptera; Noctuidae
Product: transcription factor stalky-like
Exons: 5
Coding region: 235-3435 (1066 amino acids)
Source: RefSeq, a predicted model, not a curated record
GUAUUUUGUAAAAUAAGCAUAGACUGUAGAGGAAAUUUGAAAAUAUAAUCUCAAACGCGUAAACAAAAUCAAAAUGGACCGUUACAUGUGGAAUACGGAGUUUACGAUGAUUUGAGUUUAUAUUAUGCGUAAAAAGUUAUCUGAUUGUGUGUAUUAACUGCGUUCAAACCAUAGAAAUUGAAAAAAUCGUGUGCUAAUGUUAUUCAUGACCCGGAACACGUAAAGCUAUUCAAAAUGACUGAUAGUGAUAGCGACGCUUCAAAUAGCGUUUUCACUUUUCAGAAUGUGAACACGACUGUAAGCGCUAAAGGACCGAAUACAAACAUAACGAACUUGAGUUUUCGUAAUCAAUUGACGUCAACAAUGUGUAUGCCGCGAAACUUUGAGCGGCAAAGAUAUGCGGAGUCAGUCUGUGACCAAAGGAGUAUGUACUACAGACGAGAGACCUCGCCGAUGUCGAUACACAGUGCAUGUGAUAUACGACCGAGGAACUUCCAGCAAUAUUAUGGCGGGAUGGGCUCACAACAGUCAGCGUUCAAUGGUAGAAGUGGGUCACCCAUGUCUGUCAGAAGUAUUGAUUCCACUGCAAGUGUCAGUGCUGCAGAUAUUGCAUUUGCUUUCAAAAAUGUCAAGUUCAAUAAAUAUGAUUUAAAAGUAAUUAAAGAUGCCUAUCACAGACUUAUGAAACAAAGGGUGCGAAAGAGAAUUGAAAAAAGAAGAAAUAUGAGAUUGUUUUUGAAAGGAAAUAGAAGAAGGUCAGGUUAUGACUCAGGAGAACAAGGCAGUAACUCCUCUAUAAGCAGCGAUGACUGUGGGUCUAUAAAGACUUACAAAGAAAACAUGUCUACUACAAGAUCAACAGGAAUGUUGACAGAGUUCAGAAAACCUGCUGCAGAUAAUAUGUUCAAGGACUUUUCAACAAAUGUCAGACAGAACAAUUUCAAAAAUAUGUUUUCAGUUGGCUCCACCAGUAACACUAACACACAAAAUUAUAGUACCAGUGGAAAGUCAAAACAAAAUAAUCAUAUGCCCACUCAAAAGGAGAGAUUUAAAAAUGGUUUCUUAUUACCUUCACAGAGAUUUAACAGAUCUGUUGCUUCUACAGCUAUUCCUGAAACAUCUGAGAAGCCACAAAGAAGUACAGACGAAAAUGUUAAAAAUCAUUUUGCUCAAAAUAAACAAAAAAAUAAAAAUGUCACCAGUGGUAGUGAAGAUGAACAAAUAUUUUCUGAAACUGUCAGAGAAAGCAGCACUUAUAACUAUGAACCUCUAGGUAAAAGGACUCUUGACAGUGAUGAUGAGUCAAAUCUUCCUGAUAAGAAGAAGAGUAAAUUGUCAUCCCCCAGAAAUGCACAAAGGAACAACAUAGUUUUAGCAAAACCAAAGAAUGCAAAUCCACUCCCAAAUACCUCAAACUUUGAAUUUGCUGUACCAUCUUUGCCUGUAAGAAAGUCGAGGCCAAAAGUACAAGAACAGCUUAUUGCUAAAUCAGCACAACCACUCACUGGUUUCUUAGAGCCUGUUGUAAAUAAAGUUCAAGAUAGUACAGAAAUACCUCAUCCAUACAACAUAGAAGAAAAAUCAAGUAACCAUCAGUCAGAACUGUCAGAAACUACCCAAAACAGUGAUGUAUCCAUGCGCCCAAGCUUUAUAAAAAGGAAACUUUUUACUCAAAAGCUAGAUGUUGCAGAGAAAGCUAAUCUAAGUGAUGGGACAAGCAGUCCACAUUCUAAUGUGUACACAUUACAGAAAGAAAAGAACAAAGCUAGAAAAUUGGUCACAAACCAAUCAUGUCUGAACAGAGAUGUGCAAGAUGACAAUAACCUGUUAGACUUGAUCCACAAAAUAGUACCAGCAGAGCGCAUGAAUAUUACAAACCAAUCAACAAUCAGUCAAAACAAAACUGAUGUUAAAAAUAAAAACAAAAAAGAUAAUGAUGACAAAUGGGAUGUCACCUCUGUUAUUUCAAUGUGCAAUGAAGAUGAUGUUAGUGACACUUAUACUGAUGAAGAAAUAUUUGAACAAGAUGUUACUAAGAUUUCUAAGAAUAAUAAAGAUAAAGAGCAUGAGAAAAAUAACCAUGCAAAUAUGAAACCUAGUGAGCCAAAAGUGCCAUACACUAAUCAACUACCUCGAGAUUGUAAGAUCGUCCUGCAAAAAUUAGAAAAUAAUAAUAGUAUACAGAAUAUAAUUAAAAAUAAUAACUUUAACUUGACACAUAAUAAUGUGACGAAAAGCAAUGUGAAAAGCUCGGUAAAAUCAUUCUGGGACACAGAUUUUGAAAGUGAUGCGGAAUGCCACUCUUCCGCGCCGCGCAGAGUUGUAUUAGAUAAUCUGAAAAAAGUGAACUCUACAUUAGAACCUACCAAGCAGGACUCAAAUAAAUCGGCUGGAUACGACAAAAACCAUGUCUCAAAAAUGUCAUUACCCACUGCAGAGGAUUCCAAUAAGUUGAACAAUACAACUAUGAAUAAUACCCUUGACAGUACACGCAAAUUUAAUGCUAGCACUCUUAGUAUUAGGUCGCACCGAAUUACUACCAAAAAGAAGUGUUGUAACGAAACAUGUGUUGGUGAUGCUACAAUAAAUCGUGAUAGUAAAAAAAAGGUAGCGGAACAGAAAGCAGUUAAAUCUGAUGAGCCUAAAAAAAUAUCUGUUGUAAAGCAAGCAAAAACCGUUAAAAAAGUACCAGAAAAAUCGAAAUCAAAACCAGAUUCACAAAAUGAACCUAAACAACGAUCUACAUCAAACGCGAGAAACAAGAAUAUCAACGAAAUAAAAUCUCAAACAGCUAAACAAAUUGAAUCUCCGAAAAAUAUCGAUAAGCCUAGAUCUAAAACUGCCAAGCCAAAUGAAAAAGCAAAUGAGAGCGUGAACAAAACAAUGAAAUCUAAACCAGAAAAACAAAAGAAACUGCCUGUAACUAAAAGCAAAGAAGACGCGCAAACUGCAAAACGUAAUUUGAAAUCUCAUGCAGGCAAAGAAAAUAAAAAAGAUACUCCCACAAAAAAAUCAAUAGCAAAGAAAGUCGAUAAAAACGGUAGUAUGGUAUCUAACCAGAAAGCUGUAUCAAAAACCAAAUCUAAACUAAACAAUACUAUGGAACCUGCAAAACAACUCAACAUAAGCAAUCGUCCGAUUAGGUCUUGCAGAGCAUCAAGCCAAAAUAGAUCCCAAGAUAUAUCUUCUAUGAGUCUAAACACUUCUGAUGUACACAAAAGUCUUCGUUCAAGGAUCAUUAACCUAUCAUCGUCUAUUGAAAAUAUCACUAUUAAAAUCAAGCCUUCCGCCAAAAAAGUUAACCAAAGCAUUUCCCAAAUAAAAACGCGGAAAAGUAAUAUAUCAUUCUCUUUAGCGGACAAAAUGACACCAACGCCGAAAAAGAACUUGCCACGGAAUAGAGCGGACUUUUUCAAAGGCAAGAGAAAAGCUUGAUUUUUUUUUCUUUCCUUAGUUACUUAUGUUUGUUCAUAUUCAGUUUUAAACGCGCACUAUCAUUAUAUCAUUUCUCUUGCUUCUUAUUUAAAACCUGAAAUACAAUGUAAAUAUUUUUAAUGAAUGUGUCUGUAAAUAUAACUUAAAAUACU